UGGUACACUUUCAAAAGUACCCAUCUUCCAUUUACACAAACUCCGCCUAUCGGCUUCCUGUUGCAGGCACAAAGCGUGCAAUUGCUAGUUUUAAUCUAUGAUGUGCAUUCGCUAUACUUGCUUGGAAGGAGAAAGGUAUCAUCAUGAUAAGAUCGUCGCACAAUAAAUGAUUUUCUCUUCAACAACUCUUUUUAAAUGUGUUCUAGUUUGCUAGGGUUUUGUGCAAAUUGCCAAUUCUCUCUCUGAGGGCAAGGUAUGUCACUUCCAUGGUUUUCGGUGAUUUUUUUCCUAUAGCUGGAAACUAUAUCAGAAUAUCUCUGAGUAGCUUGCAAAUUGAGUUAAGAGAGGGAGUCACUACCAUUUAAUCGGGUGUAUAAAAUGGCAAAUUCGUGGGGCAGUGAGGUUGGAUGUAAAUGGGACGACGGUAAAUAUUAUAAAAUCAAAAGUAUCACAGUUUACUAUGGAGAUAUUCUCCAUGGCUUUGAAGUUGACUAUAUUCAGCGUGAUGCUAGAAAUAAAGUUACGAAUAUCCAAAUUCUUCACGGAAAAAAAACUGGCCAGAACUCAAAGAUUUUUUUGGGAAGUGGAUAUGCUCCGGUAAGUGGAAGUUCUGUAAGCGUACUUGCUGAAAGAGACUUGAAGAAAGUUGAAGGAUACAUGAGCCAUUUCCAUGGUCAUAAGAUAAUUACGUCUUUGACAUUCAUUACCAAUGACGGCCAAAGACAUGGUCCAUAUGGCUCUGAAAUUGGAGUAGAGACUUUUAAUUCAGCUGCUAAUAAAAAGAUCGUUGGAUUCCAUGGGUAUGAUGGCACAUAUCUGAAUAAACUGGGCGUUCAUUACCAGUGACGGCCAAAGACAUGGUCCAUAGUUGCUAAUAAAAAGACGUGACGGAAGCCCCUUUUCAUACUUUCAUAUUAUUAAAAAAUUUAUUUAAAUAAAAUUAAUAGAUUUGUUUUUUAA
This is a messenger RNA of Cryptomeria japonica (Japanese cedar), 960 nucleotides long. Its product is annotated as agglutinin-like. The transcript has 4 exons. The record is from RefSeq and is a predicted model, not a curated record. The coding region runs from base 379 to 846 and encodes 155 amino acids. NCBI's taxonomy places the organism in Eukaryota, Viridiplantae, Streptophyta, Pinopsida, Cupressales, Cupressaceae.